Molecule: messenger RNA, 390 nt
Organism: Paralichthys olivaceus (Japanese flounder)
Lineage: Eukaryota; Metazoa; Chordata; Actinopteri; Pleuronectiformes; Paralichthyidae
Source: RefSeq, a predicted model, not a curated record
CUGUUACGCAACUUUAACAGAGUCAGACGCUGCAUCAUGUUCCUCAUCAAUACUGGCUGCUACAUCAACAGCUGCUUCGAAUGGCACUCACCACAGAGGAGCAUCUGUGCUUUUUUGCUUUUUGUCAUCCUCGUUUGGAACUUUGAGCUCUACAUGAUCCCGCUGGCGUUGCUUCUGCCGUUGGCCUGGAACUACAUCCUCAUCGCUUCGGGGAAGGACACCAGGCAAGAUGUGCAAGCGAUGGAGGACCUGCUGGAGGACGAGGAUGAGGAUUUUGACAAAGAUGACAAGGACCCUAAACCAGGCCCCUGGGAGGAGAGCUGUGAUAAAAACCAUAUCCUCGAGGAUAUGUUGGCUUCCUGGCACUUUGAGUGGAUACGAACGAUGGUG